AUGUCACUCAAUAUCACCUCCCUCUUCGACGUUCAAGGCCGCGUGGCCGUAGUGACCGGCGGUAGUAGCGGCUUGGGGUUCAUGAUUUGCCGUGGCUUAGUGACCAACGGAGCAAAAGUAUACCUAGUUGCUCUUCCCAGUGACCCCAUCGACGCUAAAGUAGUCGAGCUCAAUGCACUGGGGCAGAAAAGUGGAGGGAAAGCCGAAGGAAUUUCCUGUGACAUAUCCUCCAAAGAUGCUAUCGAUAAUCUUGUAGCUCAAGUCUCCAAACACGAAACCCACCUGGACAUGCUCAUCUCCAAUGCCGGCAUCCGCCGCGAUCCACCAAUCUCUUGUAACGUCCUAACCGCCAGCUUAACACAGUUGCAGCAGUCAAUGCAGUCUUCUCGCCCCACCGACUGGGAGGAUACAUUCCGCACAAACACAACAGCGCAUUACUUCCUCUCCGUCGCAUUCCUGCCUCUCCUAGCUGCCGCAUCCGAGAAGACCAUGCCCGACGGAAAAUCAGGCAAGGACCAUGGACGUGGCGUCGUUCUGCUCACCAGCUCCUGCGCGAGCAUGCACAACGUGACAAACGUCGAUCUCACAAGCUAUGCGACCAGCAAGGCAGCAACAGACCACUUGGUCCGGUUGCUAGCGGCGAAAUUUAGUCGGUUUUAUGUGCGGGUGGUGGGAAUCAACCCUGGUUUCGUACCGAGUCAAAUGAAUCCGGUCGGUCAAGCAGGAAACAUCUUUCGAGGUCUAUUUGACCAGGUUCCGGCUAGACGAGCAGGAGAAGAUGGCGAUAUUGCCGGGACGGUAUUGUAUCUUGUUAGUCGGGCGGGUGCAUAUGUGGAUGGAAUUUCUCUGUGUGUUGAUGGAGGACGGAUUCUGUUGGCGAACGGACAGCAGUGA
Molecule: messenger RNA, 894 nt
Organism: Aspergillus steynii IBT 23096
Lineage: Eukaryota; Fungi; Ascomycota; Eurotiomycetes; Eurotiales; Aspergillaceae
Product: SDR family NAD(P)-dependent oxidoreductase
Exons: 5
Coding region: 1-894 (297 amino acids)
Molecular function (GO): oxidoreductase activity
Source: RefSeq, a predicted model, not a curated record